Molecule: messenger RNA, 4371 nt
Organism: Entrophospora sp. SA101
Lineage: Eukaryota; Fungi; Glomeromycota; Glomeromycetes; Entrophosporales; Entrophosporaceae
Source: the annotation of a GenBank genome assembly
AUGCCUCCAAAAUCAAAAAAGAAAAAGAAACCCGCUAAUCCAGCACGUGGAUUUGCUACAAAAAGUACUCCCUCAAAAAUAAAAGAUACAGAAACAACUGAUGACAAUGAAUCAAUUAAUAAAACUAAUGAAGAAGAAAAUUUGCCAAUGGUAGUUGAAAGUGUUAAUGAUCAGGAGGCUAUAGAAGAAGAAGAUAAAGAAGACAAAUUUUUGAUUUCAUUGAUAGACAAGUUAAAACACAUUGAUGAAAAGAAAGUUGAUAGAUAUUUCAAAGAAUUAUCAUCAUUAUCAUCAAUCGAAUUGAAUAAUUUUGACGAUUGGCCAAUUUUGAGCCUUGAUUCAAAUAUUGAACAUAAAAUUAUUGAGCAUUUACAAAAAGUAGAAAAUCAUGAGGAUUACGUUAAUACUAAUGAUGUGGAAAUUAGAUCAACAAAAGAUUAUGAGCGAAUGAUUUCUGAAUUAGACAUAGUUUAUAUGACAUUAUUACGCCUUGGAUUCAAACAAAUUGACAUUGAGAAAUGUAUCAAAACAUUAGGAAAAAGAACAAAGUUAAAAAUGAAUGUUAAUUCAACAAAUUUUGAUAAUUUAUUAAGUGAAAAAACACAAGAGGAUGAUGAUGAUAAUGAGAAAUUGUUGACAGAAAUGAAUCUUAAUAAUAACAAACAUUCAAAUAAGCUGAAGCAUAAAAAUCUAUCAAAUCCUUCAUAUGAUUAUAACAAAGAAGAAGAAUCAGAUGAUCCAAAUGUUUUAUAUGCAGAAUUUAAAUAUGAAUUAAUUAUUCAACAAAAAUAUUUAAAAACAUUGAAUAAAUCAUCAGAAGUUGGUUCUCAAAAGGAAAUACAGGAAAUGAAAGAAUUGAUCAACAAAAUCAAUAAAACAAUUCAGGAAAUAAAUUCACAAAUUAAUUUAGUAAAAGAAGAUUAUUUCUUUUCUCUAAAUGAGGCAGAGAAAUUAUUUAAUGAAUUGAACGCCAGAAAGAAUUUGGACCAAGAAGUCGAACAAUUAUUUCAAAUGUAUAAUUUCAAAUUCACUGAAGAUAAGGAGGAGGAGGCGGAAAGAGAAAAAAUGAAAAAAGCAGAAGCAAGCUCAGAAGAAGUGGAGGUGGGAGAUGAAGAAAUUAAAGCAGAAAAGGAUGUUAAUGAUGAUGAUGAAUUACAUUUUGAUGAUUUACUAAAUAAUCAUGAGUCUAAUGAUUUAUUUGAUGAUAUUGGUGACAAUGAAAAUCUUUUAUCAGGAUUGUUAGAAAUUCCAACUAAUAAUAAUCAACAAAAUAACAAUAUUAAUUUACCAAACAACAUAGUAAGUAAACUACGUGAUAUGUCAUAUUCAAAUUGGGUUGGCCAAUCACCAAAAGAAAUUUUAUCAGAAUUUUGUAGGAAGAAAGAUCGUAAUGUUAAAAUUUCAUUUGGAUCAAUUCCAAAUAAUAACAGUAGUAUUCAGAAGGCUUUUGUGAAAAUUGAUUGGAGUAACACUAAAGAUUCAAAUUUUUUUUCAAUGAAAGAUAGAGAAGAAGGAUGUAGGACAAAAGAUGAAGCAUUUAAUUAUGUAUCAACAUUGGCAUUAAUAGAAUUGACUAAUAAUCAACCUUUAUAUUUGAGAUUACCCAUACCAUAUAAAGAACUCUGGUUAGAAAUUGUUAAUGAUAAAGAGUUAUCAAUUCGUAAUAGUAAAUAUGCAAUUGAAAAAGAACGAAUGAAAUUUUUGGUAUCAGUGUUGGAUGAUAACAAUAAUAAUAAAGCUAAAUCAUCCAGUAUAAAUUAUGAUAUUAUUAAGGAUAAUAAAGACAGUAAUGUCGAAAUUUCAGCUUUAAAUUAUUUAAAGACAAAGUCUAAUAUUAUUACUCAAGUAGGAAUUAGUAUGAGACAAGAAUUUAUUGAGAGGAGGAAAAAAAAUUAUAAAAUAUAUGAGAGAAUUAAUUCUGAUCGACAGAAGCUUCCCAUUUACAAAUAUCGUAAUGAAAUAUUGAAGAAAAUUGAAGAAAAUCAAGUGGUGAUUAUAUGUGGUGAAACUGGUUGUGGAAAAAGUACUCAAGUUCCUCAACUCAUUGUAGAAGAUAUGAUAUUAAAUGAUUACGGAGAUAAGUGUCAAGUCUUAUGUACCCAGCCACGUCGAAUUUCAGCAAUUUCAAUUUCUACAAGAGUUUCAUAUGAAUUGGGCGAUCCACCAAAUUCAAUUGGCACUAAUAGAUCAUUAGUUGGAUAUCAAAUUCGAUUGGAAUCACGUACAUCAAAGUCAAAUGUAUUGAAAUUUUGUACAAAUGUAGUACAUGAAAGAAGCCUGGAAUCGGAUUUCUUAUUGAUCAUUCUUAAAAAUUUAUUGACAAGGAGACCAGAUCUAAAAAUUAUACUGAUGAGUGCAACAGUUGAGUCAAAUAAAUUUUCUCAAUAUUUUCAUCAAUGUCCAAUAAUUGAAGUUCCUGGUAGAACAUUCCCCGUUAAAGUCAAGUACUUAGAAGAUAUUAUUGAAGCAACAAAGUAUACACUGGAUGAGGACGAUGAAUUUGCAAAGAAGGCUGAUAAGUCAUUGAUAUUAGCUGAUAAUGAAAAUGCAAUUAUUAAUAUUGGAAGAAAAAAAAAUAAAUCAAAAACGGUUAAGAUACAAAUGGAAGAUUUUGAAGAUGGAAAAGAAUAUUCCGAUAGUUUGUCAAUUCCAGAUGAAGCAUUGGAAUCUUAUUCAACACAUACUAUACAAAUGCUUAAUCGUAUAGAUGAAUAUCUUAUAAAUUAUGAUCUUAUAAUAAUUAUUCUGAAAUAUAUUUGUAUUAACAGUAGUGGUGAUAAUUCUGAAAAUUUAAAUAUAAAUAUCGAGUCAAAAGAAGAAAUGCCUUUAGACGGUUCAAUAUUGAUAUUUUUACCAGGAAUGCCAGAAAUAAGAAGAUUGCAUGAUCAACUUAUUUCUGAAAGAUAUUUUAAUGAUGAAAACAAAUUUCUAAUUUAUCCCUUACAUUCAUUGAUUUCAUCAGAGAAUCAAGGAAUGGUAUUUGAAGAUGCACCAAACGGAGUAAGAAAAAUAAUUUUAUCUACUAAUAUUGCAGAGACAGGAAUAACAAUACCAGAUGUUACAAUUGUUAUUGAUACCGGUAAAGUCAAUCGAGUCAGGUACAAUGAAUCAAAAAAAAUUACAAAUUUACAAGAAAUGUUUAUAUCAAAAGCCAAUGCAAAGCAAAGAAGAGGUAGAGCUGGUAGGGUAAAGGAGGGAUUGUGCUUUCAUUUAUUUACAAAAUGGAGAUUUGAAUACAAGAUGAGUGAUUAUGAAUUACCAGAAAUUAUGAGAUUACCACUACAAGAUUUAUGUCUUAAAAUUAAAGUUUGUGGGUUAGGAAAUAUUUCUGAUGUAUUGUCAGAAGCAUUAGAUAAACCAAAUGAAUUAGCAAUACAAAAUGCAAUAUCAACUUUACAAGAGGUACAAGCAUUGACAUCUGAUGAAAAACUGACACCACUUGGAACACAUUUAUCACAUUUACCAGUUGAUGUGCAUAUUGGCAAAAUGUUGUUGUUUGGAUCAAUAUUUAAAUGUCUGGAUCCAAUAUUAACAAUUGCAUCAAUACUAAGUCAUAAAAGUCCAUUUUCUACACCAUUUGGUAGAGAAUCAGAGGCUGACAAAGCUAAAAGCAAAUUCAACGAUUCCAAUUCUGAUUUACUGACAAUGUACAAAGCUUACAUUAAAUGGAGAGAAUAUUAUGAGAAGUUUGGUGGAUUUUCAAAUGAAACUAGAGAUUUUUGUCAUAAAAAUUUUUUAAAUAUUCAAAAUUUGAUGACGAUUGAAGAUCUUAAAAAACAAUUUUUGAGUUUGUUGGUUGACAUUGGAUUUGUUAGAUUUGAACAAAAUGCGGAUUUGAAAUUUUUGAGCAGAAAUAAUCGUAAACUUUGUAAAAUGCCAUUAAAUUACAAUGCACAAUCCAACUCAUACUCAAUUAUCAAUGCAGCAAUAGUUGCAGGAUUAUAUCCAAAAAUCUUAUAUUAUAAUUCAAAAAACAAAGAAUUAAUCACCAUAAUAAACAACGACCAAAAACUUGUCAAUAUUCAUCCAUCUUCCAUAAAUUUCCAUACCAUUAGAACAUCGUCCAAUUCUACGAUUGCCAGUAAAUUUUUUGUAUACAAUACAAUGAUAAAAACAAAUAAAGUUUAUGUUAGAGAUACAAGUGCAUUUGAUGUCAUUGAUCUACAUGAAAAGAAAGCAUUAAUAUUAGACAAAUUCAUAAAAUUACAAUGUCCUGCAAAAACUGCUUCAUUAUUAAAAUAUCUAAGAUUUCAAUUGAAUAAAAUUUUAAAAUAUCGAAUUGAUUAUCCGGCAGCAGAAUUAAAUUCUGAACAAGAACAAUGGCUAGAUUUGACUCUGGAUGUUAUAAAAUCUACUGAAGCAGAAAAUUAG